CUUUUUAUUUUCCUCCCCCGUUUCUGUCGCUUUACCCUUGGGAAGCCGUGAGGAAAGGUGGGGGACACGCGUGUGUUCGCCUUUCUGUUUUCUGCGUUUUUGUUUCUUCCCAGCCUGAGGGGGACCAAGCACCAUCAGAGGCGAUGAGAUGUGAGUGAGCUAUGCCUUGUGGAAAUGGACAGACUUUAUCCAAGCGAGAACAUGGCGUGUGCGUCCCGAGGUUCAGCCUCUUCCCCGGUCUGCUUGUGGCGCUCUGCUGUCUGGAGGUGUGGGGCUCCGGGCCGCGCGGAGUCCACGGCGGCGGCGCCAGCUGCAGCCCCUGUCCCGUUAACUGCAGCUGUGCGCCGGCGGGGCCCCAGCGGCCCUGCGUCGUUAACUGCUCCAACAUCGGGCUGGAAAAGGCCCCGGCGGCUGCUGAGUUUCCGCUCACCGUCAACGUGCUAGAUCUGUCCAAGAACCACAUCUCCUCCCUUGAUACCAGCCUGCUAGAUCGUCUCACUGGGCUCCAAGAGCUGUACCUUCAAGGAAACAGGAUCAAAGUUUUUCCCUGGGGAGUGUUCUGUUGUGGGCUGCUGUCAGUGCUAGACUUGAGCAACAAUCAAAUUAAAACCAUAGAAGAAAGGAUAUGUGACAACUCAUGUAACCGAACACAAAUCGAUCUGAGCAACAAUCCCUUUGUGUGUGACUGUAAGCUGUUGCGGUUGGUGAAGUGGCUCCAGGAAAAAUACCAAGUCCGACACCCAUAUGCAAUGCUCUGCGACCGCCCCCCUGAACUCCAUCAACAGCCUUUGCUCAAUAGUAGCCUGCAAACCUGUGGUCUCAGCUACGCCGCUUGUCUCCAGGACAGAAGCGGUCGAGGAGGAGGUCAACGUGAGCUUGUGAUCUUCACUUACUCCAAACCUGGGAACUACACACGUGAACAGUGUAACAGCGUGUGUUUUGGUCUGUUGUACCUCUAUGGGGGCUUGGGAGAGAGGCACGAGUGUCUGUGUAGCACGAACAACGAGCCCAACUUCAUCAGCGGAUCUCACUGUUCGGCUGCUUGUACCAAUCCCGAUGUGAUGACGGAAUGUCAGUGGACUCUGGCCCGCGAUGUGUUUGCGGUGGAGUUCUCCGUCUCGCUGAGGCCUCUCCCACUCCAAAGCGUGCACGACCUCAUCGAUUUCUCCGCCACCUCCACUGUCACGCCCGUGACGCUUUCCUGGGACUUUGGUGAUCUAUCGCCUCGGGUCAACACUACGGGAAUGGGUGUCGCCACAGCAGCUCACAAGUUUGCAAUUCCAGGACGUUACAAAGUCAGUUUGAAGGCCUGGGCAGGACACAAGGAGGUUUCUGCACGCACAAACGUGACAGUGGCUCUUCCUCCCAAACUCGAGCUGCACUGCCCAUCGAUCGUCGUGGCCAACCGGAGUCUGGAGGUCACACUUGUCAGUUGGGGCGGCGUUGGCGUAGAUGUGAACUGGACAAUUUCAAAGGAUGAUGUCCAGGUUGCCACAGCCUUGCCGGACUGUCCGCCGAGUGCAGGGGUGUUUGACAACAAGUCCUCAAGCUGCUUCCGGAUUUUUCCAGAGGAGCUGAGCUGGAAAGAUGCUCGACAGCAGUGUUUGAGCCGCAGCGGGGAUCUGGCUGUGGUUAGGAGUGAUGAACUGCGUAACCUGCUGGUAGAAAAAGUCAUACAAUUUUCUGUCAAUGGGGAGCGAGGCGUGUGGCUCGGCCUGAGCGACGUCGACUCUCCGGGCAAGCUGCACUGGGUAAACGGGUCGGAGGCCCAGGAGGGGGAGGAGGGCCAGCAGCACCGCACGUCGAUCUCUCGUGGAAACGUGUGCGUCUCCUUUGAUAAGAACCGUCAGACCAGCUCACACCUCUGCGACUCCAAGAGGGCUUAUGUCUGCCAAAACAACGCCCAAGUGCGUGUUCCUGAUGCCGGAGUGUACAUGUUGGGCAUGGGGGUCUUUCCUUCCAACAAUCAUCCUUUUCUAACCUCUCAGCUCACAACCUCCCAAGCUCCACAACCUCCCAGCAGCGCCAUAGAGAUGCUGUUGUUUCCUGCGAUGAGUUUUGUUCAGGCAGGCCGUCUGUCCUCUUUGGAGAUCGUCACCCAGGAGCUUAGCUCGCAAGUCCACGUCAGAUUCCAGACCUACAGACCCAAAUGCCCCGGCCAGCACCUGCUGCUACCCAGCUGUGGAGGUCCGGCAUGCGCUCCAGUGGCUGUUUGUGUCCCCAGCCACACAAUGACCAAAGAUCCACCGUCAUGCCCCCCAGCAGAGCAGUGGUGUCCCUUCCAGAGUCGUUGCCUGGUCCUUUCCAAUCCAUGCCACCCAUCUUCCUGUACUAACUGUACCCAGGGUCACCGCCUGCCACUUGGGACGUCAAGGCCCUUGUACACGUUACAGAAUGAAAUUGUCUUUGCUCUCCCAGCAGGAAGAGCACAUGCACUGAUACAAGACCAGCUGGAGGACAUCCUGGUCUCACCUGGUGAUGUUAUCGCUCUGCAGCACGACGGUGGCCCGUCAUCUCUUCUCCGGUGUCAGUCCUCUCCACAGUCGCUGUGGCGACAGCCGGUCUUAGCCCUGAACUUAUCGGAGUGGUUCUGGAUGAAUAACACCAGACGGUCCGCAGAUAUCCCAUAUCUGAACGUGGAGGAGGAUGUGAAGAACGGGAAGGGAGGCUGGUUGGAGGAAGAAAUUUGCUGGAUCAGAGUGCUGUAUGUGGGACAAAAUAAGACCCAGCUGCAGGGAGCCCAGCUGUCUGCUGGUCUACCCCAGGCUGGACUCUACAGCCUGCUGGUUUCCACCACUGAACCGUCAUACCCUUCUUCAGCAUCAUGUCCAAUCCAAGUAGUACCCCCCCUCGGUUUGACGAUCCUCCAUCCUCCUCCAAAUAACGGUACCCUCUACAUGCAGCCCAACAACACCCGGCUCAUACUCCGCGUGCAGUCUCACUACGCGACGACGGUGUCUCGCCGAGGCAGCGGUCAUAGCGUGACCUUCCAGUCUGAGUGCCCCGCUGAGUUUUUGCACAUGCCAACUGUCUGUGAGCCUGGACGGAGGUCUGGGUCAGCGGUCGAAGUCUCAGAACCUGCCUUGUACGCGGUGCUAGAUCUGGGUCUGGGAGUAGAGGAACAGAGAGGUCCCGUGCAGGUGGACCUGGAGGCCCAUAACAACGUGACAGAAGCCAGCCUGUCUGUGGUUGUCCACCUGGAAGAACCACUGGAAGGGCUGGUGGUGCAGCCAGACCCAGAACACAGGGUCCUGAUGGAGUCAGUGGUGAGCUACACUGCAUCGGUGCUUAAAGGUUCUAAUCCCACAUUCAAGUGGACCGUGGACGAUAAGCCUUACUUCACUUACUUCAACAGUGUCCUCAACGUGAUCUACCAGAACGCUGCCAUCUACAAGCUCACAGUGACAGCCACGAACCAUGUCAGCACGCUGACGAAACAUUUCAACAUAACCGUGGACCAACUGCAGCCAAUGACCAACCUCACAGUGAAGGGGGUGCCAGAUGUGGUCCCUCAGGGGUCCAAUCAGACUCUCACCACCUCGGUGCUCGUGGACAUGUCUGUGCCAGCCACGUUCCGAUGGUCUUUUGGUGACGGCGGAUAUGAGGAAUUUGAGUCAAAGCCUCCAUAUUCUCCCUCUCUCCUCUGUCCAGUCUCUCCUAAUCAAAUUCUCCUGAGCAAAAACAUCACCUAUAUCUACUCUCAGCCAGGUAUUUACACAGCGCUGGUGUCGGUAUCCAAUCGGUAUCAGAACAUCAGCCAGAGCAUCAACAUGAGCGUUUACAGCAUCCUGACUCGUGUGGACAUACAGACGGAGCCGCCGUUCCUGCUUGUGGGCAGAUCGGCUGACUUUGAGGCCCAUCCUCUGCCCUCGCCGUACGGCAUUCACUACGACUGGAACUUUGGGGAUGGCUCUGCCCUCCAGCAAGGCCGCCGUGUGGCACACACCUUCUCACAGAGCGGCGCCUUCAACGUCUGCGUAUCGGUGAACAACACCAUCAGCUUCACGUCGGCCUGCGCAGAGAUCUUUGUGUAUGAGGAGAUCGAGGACGUGACGGCUCAAAGCUCCUCUCCCACAGAGCUGCAAAGCCCCACCACGGUGUCGGCGCACCUCGGUUCUGGUAACAACAUCACGUGGAGAUUCUCCAUGGGGGACGGGAGCAUCUACACUACAUCCGAACCUCGCAUAUCGCACAGCUACGUCAAAGAGGGCAACUACACAGUAAAUGUGACCGCCAUGAACGCAGUGAGCUCUGGCUGGACGCUCCUCCAGGUUCAUGUGUUUGUCUUCCAAGUCAUAAGGAUGGAGCCUUCAGGAUGUGUGCCGGAGCGGACCAAAGUCAACUUUCAGGCCUGGGUGUCCGGCAACGCCACAAUUCAUCUUUAUCAGUGGAGCUUUGGGGAUGGGAGCCCCAAUGAAACACAACAGGGCAACCCCAGCAUCUCACACACCUACCAGUCGAGUGGGAACUACCACCUCUCUCUGCUCCUUUCCAGUGGAGUCAACAAGGCCACCAAGGCUAAUUUCUUCAACUGGGUGUGCGUGCAGCCGGCUUUGACUAACAUCAGCUUCGUCCCUGAAAAAUCACACUACGCUGUUGGGGAGGAAGUACAUUUCAAAGUGACAGCUGAGCCGGAGUUCAACUACAGCUAUCGGUGGGACUUUGGCAGAGAGGAAGGUCCAUUCCUCAUGCACAGCUCUGGAAAUGUUUUAACAAAGUAUAAAAGGCCAGGUCAUUAUGUGGUAACUGUUAAUGUCUUCAACAACAUCUCUGCUAAUGAAGCCAGUGCCGUUAUUGACGUUCUGGUGCCCAUUGGACCGAUCCUGAUCCGUCACAAUGGGACAAAGCACAAUAACCUGACCCGGGGAGCUCCCUACACUUUCACAGCUUCGUCCAUGGCCUCUGAUGUCACCUACACCUGGAGUUUUGGAGAUGGAAAUGUGCUUACAGGCCAGAGUAUCCUCUAUACAUACAACGUCUCUGGGAUCUACAAUAUCACUCUGGAAGCUGCCAACAGUGUUAGUCAGAAUGAGACUUUUUCACUGGUUACUGUGCUCGCGCCGAUCCUGAGACUGAAAGUGAACGCCAGCUUGGUAAAUGUCCCUCUGAACACUUCGGUCCACUUUGAGGCCUACAAGGAGGAGGGAGACGAAGUACGCUACUCUUGGAUUCUGUGUGACCGCUGCACCUCGAUCCCAGGGACCCACACCAUGUUCUACACUUUUCGCUCCAUCGGCACCUUCAACAUCACGGUGAUAGCAGAAAAUGACGUGGGCACACAACACGCAAGCAUCUCCCUGUUUGUCCAACGGGAGCUGGAGGGUCUGCAGAUUUUGGCAGAGGACAUCAAAGGAGGUGGGAACACAGCACUGGAGAGAUGUUGCUACGCCACAAACAGUAUUCUCCGCCUUCAAGCGGGAUUGAAGGAGGGCACCAACAUGACGUUUAGUUGGAACGUGGUCAGAGAGCUGGAUCCUGACAGCUCAUUCAACGCAAGCGGAAAAAUAGUGGAGCUGAAUUUCUCAAAGCCAGGACCCUGCGACAUCUCUCUACGAGCAGAAAACCUCCUGGGUCAGCUUCUGGUCAACAAAACUAUCUAUUUUGUUGAGCGGCCAGCAGAUGUUUAUCUAAUGAUCAGCAAAAACCCAGUUGCCACCGGAGUUUCAACACGCCUGACAGUAGAGAUGGUGAAAGGUUCAGAUCUGCAGUAUCAGUGGACUGUGGAUGGAAGGACUCUACAGUGGGCUGAGUCUUGGUUGAACUACACCUUCGAUAGUCCGGGCCGAAAAAACGUUUCUGUGAAGGUCUUUAAUCAAGUUAGCUCAGAGAGCAUAUCGGAGAUCAUCCAAGUACAAGAUAUCAUUUCUGGGUUAAGUUUCUCAGUAUCCAAUGACCAAGAUCGGAGAUAUGUGGAAACUGGGGUUGAAACCUCUUUAGAGGGGAAUUUGACGACGGGAACUGACGUCAGGUGGACCUGGGUGGCUGGAGGAAGAACUCAAUCAGGAAGGCAAAUCCUUUGGAAUUUUACUGAGCCAAAAAUGACCAUCGUUACGCUUAAUGCCACCAACGACGUCAGCAGCGAAGCCGUUUCCAGAGAGUUCUUUGUCCAGGAUGGGAUUAAGUCGGUGGACCUGAAGGCGAGCAAGGUGUUUGCUGCAGUUAACGAAGAGGUGGAGUUCACCCCUCUUGUGAACGGAGGUACGGACGUCCAUCUGAACCUCACCUUCAGCAGCGAUUCCACAAUCUACCCUCUGCCAAACAAAACCUACAGGCACUCCUUCGACAAGGUGGACACUUACAUGGUGAAACUGAUCGCAUACAACCAGGUAAAGUGCGUAAUCCAUAAGCUCAGGAUUGAAGUGAUGGAGCCAGUGACUGGGCUCUCCAUCCGCGGAAUCAGCCCAGCCAUCCCCGUGGGAGAGAAGAGGUUGUAUGUAGCCGAGAUCGUGACGGGCAACCCUGUUAGUUUCCUGUGGACGUUUGACCUGCACCACCUCAAGACCCCAGGCCGUGGCAAAGAGGUGUACUACACUGCAGAAGAACCGGGCCAGUUGAUCAUUUACCUGGGGGCUAUCAACAACAUACGCAGUCAGAACAUCACGGAGCGCAUACAAGUGCAGACCCUGAUGAAGUCGGCUGACCUCUACGCAGUGCCGCAGGACACCUUCGUCAACAAGACAAUCAAAUUGAUUGCCUCCAUUACUCCCAAAUCCAGCCCUGUGUACUGCUUAUGGGACUUUGGGGACGGCUCCGUGACGGUCCACACCAACACCACCACCGUGCGCCAUAAGUACAGCCAUCCAGGACACUUUUUGGUCCAAGUGAACUGCAGCAACCUGGUGAGCUGGGUCUUGGCCCAGGUGGAGGUAAACAUCCGAGUGUUAGAGUGUGAGGAGCCGGAGGUGCAGAUCUCUCAGUCCCGCCUGGUUAUCUGGCGUUCCCAGCCUGUUUCGGUGGAAGCCGGCGUGGACUUGAAGGGCUGCGUGCGCUACGGAGCUCAGUACCUCUGGCAGGUGUUCUCAGAGUCCUCCUGCGGAGACGAAGUGAUGACAGAGAGCCCUUUACCCCCCGGGCUGGAGCCUCAGUUUCGUCCCAGUGAAGCCGUGCGGCUGCCUGCGGAGGUGGAUGUGCGGCGGCUGCAGCUGCUGCUGCCAAAGAUGGCUCUGGCAGCAGGGAACUAUUGCUUAGUGUUUUCUCUGUCGUACGAAGGCGUGCCGCUGAGGAAAGCUGCCAGGCUGCAACUCAGUAUCAUGUCCGCUAAACUGAAGCCCAUCAUCGAAGGAGGGACCCACCGGGUGUGGUCAAGGACAGAAGACCUGCAGCUCAGUGCGAAGCAGUCCUAUGACCCCAACAUGGACCCGGACAGCCAGUCUCCACUCACCUACCUCUGGGAGUGUGAAAGCACCUCCAAGGGUCCGGAGCUCUGCACCAGCCUUAACUUCCGCCUCGGCUUGGGCGACCCCGUCUUGGAAAUCUCCGGCUCUGAGCUGAUGGCGGGUGUCGAAUACACGUUCAAACUAACUGUCAGCAAGUUUGGCAUGUCACCAGAGUCCACCACUCAGACUGUGCUUGUGAAGAGCGGCCACAUUCCCAUGGUGUAUCUAGAGUGCGUGUCCUGUGAGGCCCAGUCCACCUACGAGGUCAGCCAGAACUCGUAUGUCUUCCUUCGAGGAAACUGCACCAACUGCCAGGGCGUUCAACGAGGGCGCUGGAGCGCCAUGACGUUGCACAAUGAGACUCUGGUCCUGGACUCGUCCUCCACCACCACGGGGAGCGACGGCAUGAACCUGAAGCUGCGACAGGGCGUCCUGAGGGACAAAGACUCGUACAUCUUCACGCUGCAUGUGACUGACAGCAGCUUGGAUGGUGAGGGAGCCGCCUCCUUCAUACUGCCCCACAACAUGCCCCCAGAAGGUGGGCAGUGUCACCUGACAGGAGCAGGGGAGGCGGGAGUAUUGCACUGGGACGGGGACGGAGACGGCUGGAGGAUCCGGGCAUUGCUGGACCAAGUCCACUUCAAUUGCUCAGGUUACAGUGAUCUGGGCGUCUCAGAAACCCCAUUCCUGUACAGCCUGCUAGUGACGCGCUGUAGAGAGGACUACUGCGAAGACUUCUGCAUUUACAAAGGCAGCAAUCCGGAGCACUCUGCCUUCCUGCCGCCGGGCUUCCGCUCAGCGCGGCACCGUGUAGCCGUAUCCAUCACAGUGGAGGACCACCAGGGAGCUGCCAGCCUCGCACUUAACAAGACCAUUGAGGUUCUGCUUCCAGAGCUGCCUCCUGGGUACAGCAGUCUUCCUCACUGGCUGUCUGAGAUCACCGACAGCAAACUGAAGAAGCUGUUAGAACAGGGAGACUCUCAAAGGGUCAGAGAGUUAUCGCUGGCUCUCAUUACGGUACUAAAUGAGUAUGAACAAACCAGGGAGUCUUCACGCGUGUCCCGAGACGAGCGUGACUACAGAGUCCGAGUCCGCAGCAACAUCACCAGAGCGCUGACCGCGCUUGACCUGCAUACCGUCAGCGACAUCCAGCAGACGUCUGCUGCCCUGGCGCAGUGCACGGCCGUAAGUCGGGAGUUCAUCUGUGAGGAGUGUCAGAACAGCACUCUAAACAAGCUGGAGUCGAUGCUGGAGAUUCUGCAGACGGACACCAAGCAGGGCACGGUCCCCCCGACUGAGAUAGCUGAUAACAUCCUUAACAUCAUGGGUGAUCUGAUCCAUCAGGUCAGCCAGUCAGCCUCCUAUUUUAACUCCCACCACGCUCCUUCUCCGUCCUCCACCUCUUCGUCUUUUGAUCAUGGAAACGUCCUGAUGGACGCCCCGCCCUCCUCACUGGAGGCUCAUCCUCUCCGCGUGGCAGCCAAGGCCUACAGCCUGUCCUCGGUCCUCAUGCUUAUCCUCAUGCACGCCCGGGUGCUCAACGAGGAGCCUCUGGUCCUCAGAGGGCCCGAGAUAGCCGCCACAGGAAAACUGGCCGACCCCCAGAGUCUCCUCUGCUACCAUGGCAACACUGGUCCAGAAUGCCAGCGCUUCUCCAUCCCUCGAGCUUUUAACCAGAGUCUUGGCAUAGCUGCUGUAGGAAGCAACAUCUUGCAGCUACUUUUUCAGGUGGAGUCCAAUCCCUUCCCCUUCAACUACAUCUCCAAUUACGCCGUCUCCACCGAGGUGGCGUCCAUGGAGUUUCGCACCGAAAACGGCACCCACAUCCCGAUCUCUGGGCUCGACGACAGCAUGGCCAUCACCGUCGCCAUUAACAACAGCAGCAGCAGCAGCGGGGAUGCGGGCGCUGAGGGUCCGGGCGCUGCUGGAGUCCCCUCAGCCGGAGCGGUGAACGUCAGCCGCUGCGACUCGGUGGUGGUCAGGGUCAGCGCAGGAAACAGCAACAGACAGGCGGGCCUGUUUGUGCAGCUCAACUUCACCUCGAUUGAAGACUCAAACAAGCUCGAUGAAGAUGGAAAAGAGGAGGAGGAGCCGUUCCUAACCGCCUACCUCCAUUCCCAUGAGCGACCCAACGAGUUCAACUGCACUGACAGGAAGCGGAUUACUCUCAGCAUGACCAGAGGACAGGACCACAAGAAGUACACCUUCUUCCUGUCCCCAGAGUUCUACGACACCACCCAGGAUUACUUCAUUAACGUCAGCACACCGUGCAGGCCUGACUCUCAGCCUGCUAAGGUUCGCCUGGAGGUCGGGGUGUUCGCCGCUCUGUGUCAGUACUUCUGUGAGGCCGAGAAGCAGUGGAGGACGGACGGCAUGGUCCCCCUGGCAGAGACCAACUUCAGCAGGGCGGUCUGCCGCACCAGACACCUCACGUCCUUCGCCGCGGGCCUCUUUGUGCCGACCAACGCCGUUAGCUUUAAGAUGCCAGAGCGUUCUGGGGCACCGAGCCUGAUUGUGCUGCUGGUGUGCGUACUGGGUUUGCUGAGCUACGCUGUGGCAGCAGCCAUCUUGCGCAAGUUGGACCAGCUCGAUCUUCGCCGAGCAGGUGUGGUUCCGCUCUGCGGCCAGAGCGGCAGCUUCAAAUACGAGAUCCAGGUCAAAACGGGCUGGAGCAGAGGGGCAGGCACCACGGCCCACGUAGGAAUCAGCCUGUACGGACGCGAGAGCCGCAGCGGACACCGCCAUCUUGACAGCAAAGGGGCUUUCAUGCGCAACGCGCUCGACAUCUUUCACGUCGCCACGGACACCAGCCUGGGCAGCGUGUGGAAGAUACGGCUUUGGCACGACAACAAAGGCCUGUCGCCAGCGUGGAUGCCUCAGUACGUGUUGGUCAAAGACCUGCAGACGGAAAGCAGCUACUACUUCCUGGUGGAGGAGUGGCUGUCGGUUGACAAUGAAAGAACCGGCGGUCGGGUGGAGAUUGAGGUGGAGGCCACGGAAGAGGCCGCGCUUCGUCGGCUCCCUCGACUCCUGAGGUCUGAGCUGCAGAGGGCGCUGUGCGAGAGUCACCUCUGGCUGUCCUUGUGGGAGCGGCCCCCCCGCAGCCCCUUUACCCGCCUGCAGAGAGCCACGUGCUGCGCUGUGUUGCUGCAGCUGAUCCUGCUGGCAAACACACUGUGGUACAGUAUUGUAGUGGACAGGAGAUACAGCCAGAGGGCGGUGGCCCAGUAUUCCUCGCUGAACGGAGAGACGUUGGCGGCCGGCGUGGUGGCCUGCCUGACCGUCUACCCUCUCUACCUGCUGCUCUUCACAGUAUUCAGGAUGAGCCGCAGCAAGGCCGUCACCGUGGAGCAAGUGUCGUCCCAACUGGAUCAGGAGUCGGUGGAGAUCGAUGACUUCCUGGACAACUCCAUAGGAGGCAGCUCUUUCCUCUUUUUCAACGGAGAGACCAGCUCAGAGGAAACCAACGUGGAUCUGCCCUCUCCAUCCAUCAAAAGCGAGGACACCUGGGACGUGCCAGAGGAGGACACGGACGACCGGGACUGGCCCGAGCUGACGAACGACGAGUCGCUGGUGGGAGGGGCCGGCCACGGCGCGGGGGUGCCCAGGCUGAAGAGGGUGAAGGGGAGCAGGUACCUGGGUGACGAUAUGACCCUGAACCCCGAGGAGGAGGAGAAAGAGGAGGGAUCCGAUCCGCGCAACAAACGUUUCACGUCGUCAGACGAGGAGCUGAUCAAACACAUACUGGAAGACGGGCAGAACUUCUUCCCUCAGGCGGAUGAGAGCGAGAUGGCCGACCUGUCGAGUAUUUUUGGGGACAAGACGGAAGUGAUUCUCCUUCAGAAGCUGAGUGAACCUCUUACUCUCGAAUCCAUCAGGAGGGAUCCUCCGAAAACGGCGUUCACGUCAAAUACAGUGGUGACCGAUGUGUGUCGCCCCCGACGGUUCCCUCCCUGGUGUGGACGGGCGGCGCUGUGGGCCAGCUGGGCGGGAAUCGCCCUGGCCAGCUGUGUUUCCGUCUGGGCGGGCUACGGGUUCAGCGAGAAGGUGGCCAUGAUGUGGUUAAUCUCCUGCUUCGCCAGCUUCCUGUGCUCCUGUCUGCUGCUGGAGCCAAUCAAGGUGCUAUGCGAGGCUGUCUACUUCGCCGUGUGUGUGCGUCGCCUGCGUCCGGAGGACAGCGACGUGCUGGUGGAUUACCCUCGAGAGGAGCGAGUGGUCCAGCGGGUCACCAGGGUGAGACCGCCGCAGGGCUUCGCUCUGUCUCAGGCCCGGCACCAGGCCCGCAAGGUCCAGAUGCUGCACACCAUGCUGAAGAACUUCCUGGUUUACAUGUUCUUCCUGCUGGUCGUCCUGCUCCUGAACUACUCCGACUCGGCUAAAGACGCGCACAGCUUGAGACUGCGGAGCCAGCUGCAGCAGGCGCUGCUCACACCUGACUACCACGCCAUCAGCAGACGAGAUGACGUUUUGGCCUGGCUCAAUGGGUCCUUGCUGCCUCGGCUCCUGGAUGAGCCUUCGCUCCUGGGAGACACAGGAAGCGUGCUGCUCGGCUCUCUGAGGCUCCGGCAGACCCGUAACACGCAGGCUGCUGCUGGUUUCAGACCAAGAGAACGAUCACAUCCCUCGAUCACAUCGCUGAUGGACGCAGACUGGGCUCAGAUGGAGGAGUAUGACAGCAGAAAUGUGGCUCUCCACUUUAACAGAAGCCUGAAGGAGGCGGCUUCCUCUCUGCAGCAGCUGGAGCAGCUGCACUGGAUUGACCACAGGACUCGGGCCGUGUUUGUGGAGUUCUCCCUCUACAACAUCAACACGAACCUGCUGGCCGUCUGCAGGUUUCUCUUCGAGUUCCCAGUUUCUGAGCGCGCUCGGUCCAGCCUGGAGCUCAUUGUUCUCACUCUGUGGCCAAUCACGGGCCUGGACCUUCAGCUUCUGCUCACGAUGGUCCUCCUCUCUCUGAUCUUGUAUUUCCUGGCGCGAGGCAUCAUGGGAAUCCUCAGAGAAGGCUACGGGUACCUGUUGUCGUCGUGGAGAGUGCUGGGUAUAAGUAAGCUGUGUCUGGCCGCGUCUGUGUGCGGGCUACACCUGAGCCGCUCCGUCAUGGCCAAGCAGCAGUGGAUGCGCUUCCUGAAGCGGCCCCAGGACGCGUUUACCGACUUCUACCCGCUGGCCCGGCAGAGUCAGCUGUACACCGUCAUGUCUGCCAUCCUGCUGUUCGUUCUAGUGCUGAAGGCGUCGCACCAGCUGCGUUUCCUCCGCGAGUGGGCGGUGUUCGGCAGAGCUCUGCGGCGCUCGGCCUGGGAGCUCCUGGGAGUCGCCUCGGCUCUGCUGCUGCUGCUUCUGGCUUACUCCCACACAGGACACCUGCUCUUCCACUCUGUGCUCGACGGUUACGGCAGCGUGAGCGCCGCCUGUCUGACGUUGUUGGGUGCCGGUGGGAGAGGCCUGUUAUCGUGGCUCCCCGCCACGACGAUGACCGGUCCGUCCAACACCGUCUCCUCCCUGAUGUUCCACGCGACCUUCGCCGUCUUCCGCCUAGUUCUCCUGUGGUUGAUCAUCUCUGUGCUCCUGAGGAACUACCGGCGCGCCCGGGCCGAGCUGUAUCGCCCCGCCGUGGAUCUCCAAGACUACGAGAUGGUGGAGCUGUUCGUCAGGCGACUCAAAAUGUGGAUGGGACUUAGCAGGACCAAAGAGUUUCGUCACAAAGUGCGUUUUGAAGGCAUGGAGCUCCCCCCGUCCCGCUCAUCCUCCACCAGCGACUGCAAGUCCCUGUGUCUGCCCCCGUUGGACAGUCCGGACUCCCCGCCCACCCCGGACAGCGUUGAUGCCGGCUCCGAGGCCUCGUGGCGUCCAUCCUCCUCGAGCCCCUGCAGCCUGACGGAAGCGCCCGGGAUCAGCCUGGGCCUGGGUCUGGGUCUGGGUCUGGGGCUCGGCCCAGGAGCGGCGGUGGGAGGGAAGAGCUGGAGGGAGAGGGCGGAGACAGAGGCCUCUCUAAGGAGGCUGCUCCCCACCCUGGAUGCUCUCCUGCAACAGCUCGACCGAGUCAACGUGGCGACGGAGGACGUUUACCACAUCGAGUGCAGGCUGGAGCGAGCUCAGAGGAAGAGGAGGCGCAACAAGAGAGAAAGAGGAGACGACGGUCCUGAAGGGAGAAGUGGCGGCAAGCAGAGGGGGAAGGGGCAGGGCAAGGACGUGAAAGAACGAAAGGCUGGUAAAGAAAAGCCUACGGGGGACAGAAGAGAGAAAAGGGCUGAUAAAAGAGAACUUCCAAAAGAAUCUGCUACCAAAAAGACUCCUGUUGCCACACCUGUUCCCUCCUCAAAGCCGAGGCCUGCAUCCACCUCUACACAGCCCCCCACCUCGCAGUCUUCAGCCAAACCUUCAUCGGUGCGCCCUUCUCCUUCAUCAGUUACAGAUAAACCCACCGCUGACCCCACCCCGAGAAGCUCUUCCUCUCUCCACAGCCCACCCUCCAAAGCGGCCUCCGCUCCCUCGUACCCCCGAGCCCCCACGCCUUCCCUGCCCGCCACCCGCGGCCCCACGCCCAUCACCGCCAGAGACCACCGGGACCCUCAGACGGACAGAGAGACCCUCCCCUCCUCGACUCUGUUCAACCACCCGGCUCACACCACCACCAUCCCCACACGCAAGAGGAAACGGAAACCCCCGCCCCUGAAAAACAAGGUGCACCCCACUUAGCGGGACGUCCUCGAAGCCUCAGGAUGGAAAGGGGCGACUAGAAGAGAGACGCGGAGCUGGAGCGAAAUGCUGGGUUAAGGACGAGAGGAGAACGAGGACAGCUGGUCUGGUCCCCAGACGCACCUCUUUAAACCCAGGCAGAAAAGAGAAACAGAGGGACUGGAAAGAGACGAGAAAGUAAGGACAAAAAAAAUUGUUUGGGGAAAUUCAGGAUGAUCAGAAACAGAAGAAUUACACUUCGGCUCACGCGAAACCACGGUGCGGGUCCACCGGGUUUAACUAAGGUGAAACCAAGAGACGCUUUCUGUGUUUAGCUCUCCAAAACCCCGGCGUCACGUGAUCCUGGAGGUCGCCGUGGCGCUGUGACAGGAGCACAGGAAGGUGCUCACCAGAGGACUCGACGAGACUUAACAGCCACACCUUUCUGUAUAUUUGAUUCCUCGCUCAACGUUGUCCGUCUUAAUUUUUUUGUUAAAUAUCCGAUUUUGGACACCACGGGUGCCGGUUCAAGCCAAGUGUUGUGGAAUCCAAAGUUUCCUGCAGGCACGCACAUUGCAAACACAUGUAUAUAACACUGUAGGUACACAUUGGCAGAUGGAGAUGCGCCGUAUGCCACGCAGGCCGACGCGGCGUGAGAAAAG
Molecule: messenger RNA, 14713 nt
Organism: Fundulus heteroclitus (mummichog)
Lineage: Eukaryota; Metazoa; Chordata; Actinopteri; Cyprinodontiformes; Fundulidae
Gene: pkd1a
Product: polycystic kidney disease 1a
Biological process (GO): kidney development
Cellular component (GO): membrane
Molecular function (GO): protein binding
Source: RefSeq, a predicted model, not a curated record